This is a messenger RNA of Sorex fumeus (smoky shrew), 993 nucleotides long. Its product is annotated as NUT family member 2G-like. The transcript has 7 exons. The record is from RefSeq and is a predicted model, not a curated record. The annotation marks the transcript as partial. Lineage: Eukaryota; Metazoa; Chordata; Mammalia; Eulipotyphla; Soricidae.
AUGGCCAGGCAGAUGGAGGCCAGUGUUAAUCCAGCCUUCUACAGAGGGGAUUUGGUGUGGUCCCAAGAGGAGUCAGAGCAGAAGUUCCCCCUAUGGGUGAGAAGGACUGACACCAUUGGAGUGGAGAACUCAGAUGGGCAGGCUCCAGUGGGCAGGGAUCAGUUUGUGGAUGCGAGAGUUUGGUUACCGGCUGUGUGGGGAGGAAUUUCCAGUGGUCCUGCCACCACCCGGAACCAGGCAUCACCUGAAACCUCCAGCAGCCCCAGUAGUGUCUAUGAGAACUUUCGGCGCUGGCAGCGCUUCAAGGCCCUGACCCAGAGGUACCUUGCUCAGACUCCGGACACUGAGGCCGUUUCCUGCUUCCUCAUCCCGGUGCUGCGCACCCUGGCCCGCCUGAAGCCCACCAUGAGCCUGGAGGAAGGCCUGCGCCGGGCCCUGCGGGAAUGGGAGGGCACGAGCAAUUUUGACCGCAUGAUCUACUACAACAUGGCUGCCAAGUUCAUGGAGUUUGAGGCUGAGGAAGAGAUGGAAGUGCAGAAGCUGCAGUGGAUGAAUGGAGUACAGGGCCUGCCAACCACUGCCCCACCCAGGCCUGAGCCUCAGGGGGCUCCAGGCCCAUUGCUAGACCAGCAGCCAGCCUGCCCCAAGACGCACACACCACAGCGGGCCCCCCAAACCAAGGCCCCCAAGGAGAUCCCCCCUGAGACCGUGCAGGAGAACAUGGAUAUCAUGGACGAGCUGCUAAAGGCUCCUGACACAGUCUGCAGGGCGCCGCUUGGCCUAAGUGCAGCAGGCAGGAAGGAGCAGCAGGAGGAAACCGGGACCUGCCCUGACGUGGGGCUCCUGAGCUAUGUGUAUGAUCUGUGCUCCCAGGAGGCCUUUGUCACCAAGGUAGAGGCAGUCAUUCACCCCAGCUUCCUGACGCACCUGCUAUCCCCAGAAUCCCAGCUGGAUCUCCUGGACCUGGCUGAGGAGCUCGAGGAGGAGGAAGGA